This is a messenger RNA of Penicillium paradoxum, 1821 nucleotides long. RefSeq names its product phosphoprotein phosphatase CDC14 (gene cdcA). Gene Ontology annotation, biological process: regulation of exit from mitosis; protein dephosphorylation; microtubule cytoskeleton organization. Gene Ontology annotation, cellular component: spindle pole; mitotic spindle; mitotic spindle pole body. The transcript is spliced from 3 exons. The coding region runs from base 1 to 1821 and encodes 606 amino acids. Gene Ontology annotation, molecular function: protein serine/threonine phosphatase activity; protein tyrosine/serine/threonine phosphatase activity. The record is from RefSeq and is a predicted model, not a curated record. NCBI's taxonomy places the organism in Eukaryota, Fungi, Ascomycota, Eurotiomycetes, Eurotiales, Aspergillaceae.
AUGACUACCGACAUGAACCACGGCGGCCAGAUGAUCGAGUACAUCCAAGACCGUCUCUAUCUUGCAUCUUAUGAUUCUGCUCCCAGCUCCAGAACUCCGUUUCCCUUCCAUUUGGACGCACCCAAGUCCCCAAGCAAACGUGCACGUGCUCAGCCCGCCACUCCAAGCAAGCGCCGCUCUCCCGUGUACUUCACGAUUGACGACACUCUGCUGUACAAUGCCUUCCACGCGGAUUUCGGCCCACUCCACAUUGGCCAUCUCUACCGAUUCGCCGUGCUUUUCCACGAAAUCCUCGGCGACCCAGCCAACAGCGACCGCCCGGUCGUGUUCUACAGCAAGACUGAUGCGCGGAGUCGCGCCAAUGCGGCCUGUCUAGUUGCAUGCUACAUGGUCAUGAUUCAAUCUUGGCCGCCUCAUUUGGCACUGGCCCCAAUCGCACAGGCGGAUCCUCCUUAUAUGCCUUUCCGUGACGCCGGUUACAGCCAGGCAGAUUUCAUUUUGAACAUCCAAGACGUAGUGUACGGCGUGUGGAAGGCCAAGGAGCAGUCGCUUUGCGGACUGCGCGACUUCAACCUCGAGGAGUACGAAAAGUUCGAACGUGUUGAUAUGGGUGAUUUCAAUUGGAUUACUCCCGAUUUCCUUGCCUUUGCAUCUCCCCAGCAGCAACCCGUGGCGCCAAUUCCUGUCAAUACCCCUGAGUACAAUGCGCUGCCCACGACAAUCUCGGAAAUCUCCUCAUCCAAACUUCCUAUGCCCUUCAAGAAUGUCCUGGCACACUUCCACCAACGCAAUAUUGGUCUCGUUGUUAGACUCAAUUCAGAGCUCUAUUGCCCAUCCUAUUUCACCGCAAUGGGAAUCUCUCACAUUGACAUGAUCUUCGAGGACGGCACGUGUCCCCCACUCCAGCUCGUCAGACGUUUCAUCAAAAUGGCACACGAGAUGAUCACCGUCAAGAAGAAGGGUAUCGCCGUUCAUUGCAAAGCAGGCCUGGGCCGCACAGGGUGCUUGAUUGGUGCUUACCUGAUCUACAAGUACGGAUUUACUGCCAAUGAAAUUAUCGCCUUCAUGAGAUUUAUGCGACCGGGUAUGGUCGUUGGACCUCAGCAACACUGGCUCCACCUGAACCAGGGCACUUUCCGUGAAUGGUGGUUUGAGGAUAGCAUGCGGGAGAAGUUGGCCCAGUCCAUGCCCGCCACUCCCAGAGUCUCAACCAAGAAGCGCAGCAGCAACGGAAUGGUGUCUACUCCACCAAACAACAGCCACUCCAAGCGUGCGGCACUCGGAGAGAUCGAUAACAAUGAAGCUGCUGCCUACCCAGACCAGGAUCUCCCUGCACCAACCCCUGGUCAGCCUCGCAAAUCCCACCGAAAGGACUCGCGCCAUCACCCUUAUUCACGAACGGCAUCCGGAUCACUCGCUGUCGAAAACGAGCAGCGUACCCAUCGCAGUCACAGAAAGAGCAACGAAAGUAGCGAGAGCGAAGAAGAAAUCCAGCUUCGUCGGCUCGCCAAGCGAACGUCCAGGUCCCCCGUUGCAUCACCCACAUCACGGUCCAUCAGUUACUCUGCCACCGUCACAGCAAGCUAUACCCUCGCAGAGGACAACCACAGAGAUCAAGAGAAUUGGGUAGAUCACUCAGCCCCAAAGACUCCUGUCAGCCGGAAGAGCGCUGCGGCUCCUAUCUCUGUGAGCAAAGUUCGUUCCAGCCCUCGUCGGGCAACGGACAGCAACCGCACCGAGUCUCGCGGUGUUCGUAAGCCUAGCAGCCGUGUUGCCAGCAACACUGUAAGCCCUGUGCGGGCUACCAAGGCCGUCCACUGA